Messenger RNA from Strongylocentrotus purpuratus (purple sea urchin), 1935 nucleotides. RefSeq names its product caveolin-1. Gene Ontology annotation, molecular function: molecular adaptor activity. The record is from RefSeq and is a predicted model, not a curated record. Gene Ontology annotation, cellular component: caveola. Gene Ontology annotation, biological process: caveola assembly. The transcript is spliced from 4 exons. Lineage: Eukaryota; Metazoa; Echinodermata; Echinoidea; Camarodonta; Strongylocentrotidae. The coding region runs from base 295 to 774 and encodes 159 amino acids.
AUACACACCAAAUCGAGGUUCACGUUCGUCAUAAUAGUCCUCACAAUACGAAGAUAAUUAUUACCCGGUUUAUUAAUGGAAUCGCUCUAAGGCAACCAGUAUACACUCACACGCUUUCGUUUUGGCACAGUUCAAGCCAGAUAAAUCGUAUCAAGACAGUCAGCGGUAUAAAACCAUCAUUGAUCACAAGUCGAAUUUAAUUCUGGAAAAAGGGAAAUCAUUUUGCAGUAAUUUGAUUAUCAAUUAUACAAAAGGAAGGGCUUAAUACCAGGAGCAAAGCAAUCGAAGAAGAUUAUGGAGCUGAUACAUCCAGAAAACGGUCCAUCGGGAACAGUGCAAGUACCACUUACACAAGGUGUCGACCAAUCUGAUAUUGAAGAUGUCUACAGGCUCUCUCCACAUGUUACGACUGGCUUUGCAGAUACCUUUAAGGAAUCCAAAGACAUCAUGGGGUUCUCAUUUAUGGAAAAGGUCAAUGGAGCAAUCUAUAAAUACACUCACUUCGCUUUUUACGCCGUCCUGAACCUGCUCCUUGCCCCGCUCAUGGCGUUCUCGUUUGGCUUGUCGUUCGCGGUCAUGCACUUCGCCGUCGUCUGGUUCGUCCAACCAAGCAUGAAGUUAUACUACGUAUGGUUGCGGGUGUUCAAUCUAGCCUACGAGCCUGCCCUUCGACUCGUCUGUGACCCCAUCCACCGAUCCAUCGCCUUGAUAUUGUCUGGCAUCAAGGGACAGUUCAAGAUGAACAGUUCGGACGUGAAAACAAGCCAAGUUUGAUACCUCCCACUAUUUUAAGGCAAUAGUUUACAAAAUGUAACGGUUUCAAAGCACGUUCAGGAUACACUCUUAAAAAUGUCUAGUCAGAUUUGACUAGAAACUAGUCAAACUGACUAGAAUAAAGGAUCCCAGGGGCACUUACUAGUUUCUAGUCCUUUUGAACCGAAAAAACUAGUCACGAACGAUAAUGGAUUAGAUUACUAGUCAAACUUGUUUGAAAAUGGAUAGAUUUCUAGUCAUAAUGACUAAAAUCUAGUCAUAAUGACUAAAAUCUAGUCAAGAAAUGUGACUAGAAAAUCUGAUCAAAAUCUGACUAGGUAUUUUUAAGAGUGUAGGUUCUAUAUGUUCUUGUUCAUUGUGCAGUCAUUUUUGUAAUGUUAACUAGCACUGCAUCAUGUAUCUUAUCGUGCUCAGGCUAUUGAUCUAGUAAUCUCUUUUUAUACCUGUUGCGAACUAUUCAAAUAAUGCGAAUGCUAUUUCCUUCCAGUACAUUAUCUCAUCCAAUUUUAUUAUCGCAAUAUUACGGAAUUCGUGGUAUAAUGGUUUAAUAGCUACCUAACUGAUAGAAAACAAUACACUGUAUACAACUCACAUUGUUCUGACAAUCGUUGUUUAUCUUGUGGUGUACCUCAAGGGUCGAUACUCGGCCCUUAAAAAAAAAAUCUAUAUUAAUGAUAUUAUAAAAUGCAUACCUAUCUUUUCAGUAUGUAAUAUUUGCAGACGAUCCUACUCUUGUAGCUUCACACCCAGACUUUCUGUUUUUGAUUAUUGAAAAAAAAUGUCCAUUUACAAUUUGUGCAUUCUUGGCUUUUAUGUAAUAAAUUAUCAUUGAAUGUUCUGAAAACUAAAUAUGAAGUGUUCCGUAACCCCCAAAAUAAGUCGGACGUUUAUAAUUAUAUAUCUAUUUUUAUAAAUAAUACCGAAAUAGAGAUUAUUUCUCAACAAUUAUGUUGUGUUGAAAGAACACUUAUAAUGGGAUCCUCACAUUAAUUAUAUUUGUUCGAAAAUUUCUCGCAAUAUUGGUUUAUUUUGUCACAUGAGACACUUCAUUCUUUUCACGAAUUUUAUUUUUGAUGUAUAAUGCCCGGUCUGGGCUGUACCUUAUCCCUCAAAAUAAAAUAAAAUACGCCGUCUUAAAUAAAGGCAUCACGCAUUUUUUCU